Harmonia axyridis is the source of this 1254-nucleotide messenger RNA. RefSeq lists its product as uncharacterized. NCBI's taxonomy places the organism in Eukaryota, Metazoa, Arthropoda, Insecta, Coleoptera, Coccinellidae. Bases 1 to 1254 code for a protein of 417 amino acids. The record is from RefSeq and is a predicted model, not a curated record. The transcript has 3 exons.
AUGUGUUCUGUUAUCGAAUUAUUGGUUAUUGAAAACGGAGCUCUAAAUGAUCUAGGGUACAUACAAGACGUUCUUCAGGAAGCUGUAGUUCCCUAUACUCCAUUUGUUGGAGAUGAUUUUUUGCUGCAAGACCUGAAUGAAAAGUCAAAGGAAAUAGGACUAAAGAUGAAUCUUGACAGAACGAAGAUAAUGAGCCAUAGUCAGGAAGAUGUCACUAUAGACAACAUAAGCAUAGAGAAGGUGGAACAAUAUGUAUAUUUGGGGCAUAUGAUCAAAAAUGGAAAAGAAAAUCAAAUAUUGGAAAAUGGGAGAAGAAUGCGCUUAGCAUGGGCAGCCUUCGGCAAACUGAGUUUCAUCUUUAAGGACAAAAAUGUUCCUCUACUCUUAAAACGCAAAGCCUACGACAGCUACGACACAACUCUGGUAUCCCAUGCAAAAACAUUAAAAACUUGCACACGGAAGCUUCAAGAACUCCUUGAUGAACUCUCCAACUGGUUCCGGAAAUGGAGAAUGAAGAUUAAUCCAGACAAGUCGCAGUUUAUAAUUUUCGACCACAAAAUCUCUCCUGCAUCACCAACUUUAAAGAUUAAUGGAAAAAGCAUAAAACCUGUACCUGCAAUCAAAUACCUUGGAAUGAACAUUGAUUGUAAAUUGAACUUCAACCUACACACCAAGUUGAUGAAGAGAAAAACAAUAUCAAGAGCCAAAUAUUUUUCCAAAUUAGUUUACAGAAAGCAAGGCAUUAACAUCAAAAGUGCAUCAAUAAUAUAUAAAACAAUCUGUAGACCUUUAUUAGAAUACGCACACCCAGUGUUUGCCAACUGCAAGCCUCCAGCAAUUAAAAAUCUCACAGUAGCAGAAACCACCGCAUUGAGAACCAUAACCCGAAUGAGACAUCCUAGAAAUCCACUUCAUAAUCCUCCAAACAGUCUACUUUAUCUGAAUACCAGAAUAGAACCUAUUGAGAUAAGAAUGAGCAGACUGAAUAAGGCAUUCUAUAAUAGCCGUAUCAGGAUACAGAAAAGAAUCAAUCGGAGCAAGGGACACAGUGGGCAUCUUACCGGGAAAAGGGGUAAAAUAAAUGAAUCCUGUUGGCGAUUACUGAUGAGUCUUUGGUGCGUUUUGGCGGCAGCGCAUGUGCUGCAGAUCCAAAACGGCAAUAAGAGAAUCAAAGAGCGAACUUUUGAAACGAUGACCGCUCGUUUCGAUCGAUGUUUUAUAAGCGAGGCUGUGGCCACACCCAGGAGUAAUUGA